This is a messenger RNA of Pan troglodytes (chimpanzee), 991 nucleotides long. RefSeq names its product glycophorin A-like protein. The record is from RefSeq and is marked validated. The transcript is spliced from 6 exons. The coding region runs from base 92 to 277 and encodes 61 amino acids. Lineage: Eukaryota; Metazoa; Chordata; Mammalia; Primates; Hominidae.
UCUCAUGUCUCUUACAUUGCUGUGUGACUCACCAUGAGUUUGGGAGUCUUUCAGAACCUCAGAACACUCAAAUGAUUUAAAUUUCUCAAAUAUGUUCAUUUCACAUAUAGGAAGUCACUUUCAUUUGGACCACUGGGUCUUGACAUUAGAAAUGAGAAGGUCCAUGGCUCCACAACAGCUACCUCAGCCUGGCACGUGCCCUGGCCUCAGAGAUUCACAGUCCAGUUCUUUGUCCAGUUGGGUGGCUCCUGUCUACCACCUUACCAUGCCCACUUAACUGAUGCAAAGUUAAUAUCACAAGUAGCCACCUGUUCCUUGCAGUGAAAAUUGUACUUACCACUUUCAUAGCCCCAAGAUAUCCAUGUAUCUUUAUUAACAGGCGCUUAACAGCUUGCAUCAUUCAAAAUGCCUCCCCUGCCUAUCAGCUGAUGAUGGCCGCAGGAAGGUGGGCCUGGAAGAUAACAGCUAGCAGGCUAAGGCCAGACACUGACACUUGCAGUUGUCUUUGGUAGUUUUUCUGCACUAACUUCAGGAGACAGCUCGUGAUCUCAGGAUGUAUGGAAAAAUAAUCUUUGUAUUACUGUUGUCAGAAAUUGUGAGCAUAUCAGCAUUAAGUACCACUGAGGUGGCAAUGCACACUUCAACCUCUUCUUCGGUCACAAAGAGUUACAUCUCAUCACAGACAAAUGAUAAGCACAAAGGGGACACAUAUUCAGCCACUCUUGGAGCUCAUGAAGUUUCAGAAAUUUCUGUUAUAAAUGUUUACCCUCCAGAACAGGAUAACGGAGAAUGGGUACAACCUGUCCAUCCUUUCUCUAGACCAGUGAUAAUACUCAUUAUUUUGUGUGUGAUGGCUGGCGUUAUUGGAACAAUCCUCUUAAUUUCUUAUGGUAUUCGCCUACUGAUGAAGGUACCCUUUAGAAGCCUCCAAUUGGCUACAGCCUAUGAAGGAUUGGCCUGUGACCAAUCAGAGGCUGAAGUGGAGGCUUAA